Molecule: messenger RNA, 1533 nt
Organism: Annulohypoxylon maeteangense
Lineage: Eukaryota; Fungi; Ascomycota; Sordariomycetes; Xylariales; Hypoxylaceae
Product: glycosyltransferase family 25 protein
Exons: 3
Coding region: 1-1218 (405 amino acids)
Source: RefSeq, a predicted model, not a curated record
AUGUCGCUCCUUAAGCCAGCUCGACGGCUUCCCAACUCGAUCCUCCUCGGUAUAGUAGCCUUUUUCGUCUUUUCUCUGUAUCUGCUCUCGGUGAAGGGGGAAACAAGUGCAGUGCCGUACUUCCGCGCCGAGAGAAUGAGAGCUUCGGCCCCGGGAAUAACGAAUGACAUUUACAACAAUACACUUGGCUUCGAGAAGAUAUUCGUUAUCAGCCUACCGUCUCGCACAGACCGCCGCGAUGGGAUGGUCCUAGCAGCAGCUCUCAGUAACCUAGAGAUAGAUUUCAUCGACGGCGUCAACGGCAGGGAUGUUCCGGACAAGGCGCUAUUAAGCAGCCAAGAAGAGCUGAAGCGCCUAGCCGACCCGGUCAUAGGGGCCUGGCGAGCACACAUGAAUGCGAUCCAAGAAAUCGUGCGAAGAAACCUCUCGUCAGCACUAAUCAUGGAAGACGACGCGGACUGGGACAUCCGGAUCCGGUCGCAACUCCACGACCUCGCACUCGCCACGCACGCACUAACCCAGCCUCUCCUCUCUCCACCCGACUCCUUCGCCGACCCCACAUACCCAAACGGCACCUUCGGGCCCCCCUCCCUCCCGGACCUCGACUUCGCCUCACUCCCACGCACCCAGGCCCCCACGACCUCCCCCUACGGCGACGCCUGGGACGUGCUCUGGGCCGGGCACUGCGGCAUGGCCUUCCCAUUCGCCAACAACCGCGCGCUCCCGAAACUCCGCAUCACACACACCCCCGACCCCACCGUCCCGCAGCGGCAGCACCUCGCCCCCACGAUCUCCGGGCUCGAACACAUGUACCCCUCCCACACACGCGUGUACCACCACGUGCAAGACCCGUGCUGCUCCCUCGCAUACGCCGUAAGCCGGUCCGGGGCGCGGAAGAUACUCCGACAGGUCGGGCUGAAGGACGUGAACCAGCCGUUCGAUCUGCAGUUAAAGUCGUUUUGCGAGGGUGGCGGGAGCCCGGACCGCGGGGGGCCGUAUACGUGUGUCACGGCGCAGCCGGGGUUUUUUGCGAUACAUCGCGCGAAGGGGGGACGGGGGGCGAAUAGUGAUAUCACUGAUAUUGGGGGGGAUGGGGGCGGGGUGCAGGAGGGGGAGACUAGGGGGGUUAGGUGGAGUGUUAGGAUGAAUUUGGAUGGGUUGAUUAGGGAUGGGGGGGAGGUGGUGGAUUUGUAUCCGGAUGAGGGGGGUGAAGGUUAAGGGGUUUGGAUAUAUGUGAAGAUGAUACGUCUUCCUAGAUAGAUGGUGGGAAUGGAUGCUGGGGGGUUGAUAUGUGUAAUAAAUAUUGGGUUGGUAUAUUACUGCUUUCUUCCUUUCAUCGAAAUAAAACAUAUGGAUAGGUUAUCUAAAGGGUCAAUAAAAUAGGGCAGCCCUCCCUCUCAGCACAAACCGCCAGAGCAGAAUUGUCGUUCGGGACCAUGCUACGGACGCCGGCUAAGGGAUGCCAGGAGUAUCAAUCUAAAUAAGGUGAAAGGGGGCGAAACAUAUAUACCCUCAUCAUAGAUAAAUGCAGCU